AUGGCUCGCGCAAUUGGUAUUGAUUUAGGAACUACAUACUCAUGUGUUGGUAUUUUCGAAAAUGGUAAAGUUGAAAUUAUCGCCAAUGAUCAAGGCAAUCGAACAACGCCAUCGUAUGUAGGAUUCACCGAUAGUGAACGUUUAAUCGGUGAUGCAGCUAAGAAUCAAGUAGCAAUGAACCCGACCAACACAGUUUUCGAUGCGAAACGAUUGAUUGGUCGUAAAUACGAUGAUCCAACUGUACAGUCAGAUAUGAAACAUUGGCCGUUCACAGUUAUCAACGAUGGCGGUAAACCAAAAAUUCAAGUCGAAUAUCGUAGUGAAACAAAAUCCUUUACGCCAGAAGAAAUCUCUUCGAUGGUUUUGACAAAAAUGAAAGAAACAGCUGAAGCUUAUCUUGGCAGAACAGUUUCCCAAGCUGUUAUCACCGUACCAGCGUACUUCAACGACGCACAACGACAAGCGACUCGAGAUGCAGGUAUCAUUGCUGGUCUUAACGUCCUUCGAAUUAUUAAUGAACCAACUGCAGCCGCCAUUGCUUAUGGCUUAGAUAAACAAGUGACCGGUGAAAAAAAUGUUCUCAUUUUCGAUUUGGGUGGUGGUACAUUCGAUGUAUCAGUACUAGUCAUGGAUAAUGGUGUAUUCGAAGUGAAAUCGACCGCUGGUGAUACUCAUUUAGGCGGUGAAGAUUUUGACAAUCGUAUGGUGACGCACUUUGUCGAAGAAUUCAAACGAAAAAACCAUAAGGAUAUUUCACAAAAUAAACGAGCACUACGACGAUUACGAACAGCAUGCGAAAGAGCUAAACGAACAUUAUCAGCAAGCGCCCAAACGACAAUCGAAAUCGAUUCUCUCCAUGAAGGUAUCGAUUUUAAUGCAACCAUUACACGUGCUCGAUUCGAAGAACUAUGUGCUGAUCUUUUCCGUUCAACAUUGGAUCCAGUAGGAAAAGCUCUACGUGAUGCAAAACUCGACAAAUCGCAAAUUCAUGAAAUCGUUCUUGUCGGAGGCUCAACACGUAUUCCUCGAGUCCAAAAACUACUUCAGGACUUCUUCAAUGGCAAAACUCUGAACAGAUCGAUCAAUCCCGAUGAAGCUGUUGCUUACGGUGCAGCAGUUCAAGCCGCUGUUCUCACCGGUGAUCAAUCCAAAGCAGUCAAAUCUGUUCUUCUCAUCGAUAUCAUUCCAUUAUCGAUGGGCAUUGAAACAGCUGGUGGUGUCAUGACCACAUUAAUUGCACGAAAUUCCAGUAUUCCAACAAGGCAAACGCAGACAUUUACGACCUAUGCAGAUAAUCAGCCUGGUGUUGAUAUAAAAGUCUUCGAAGGUGAACGUGCCAUGACAAAAGAUAAUCAUUUACUGGGCAGUUUUACACUCACUGGAAUUCCUCCGGCACCACGUGGUGUACCGAAGAUUGAAGUUUGUUUUGAUAUCGAUGCAAAUGGUAUAUUGAACGUAUCGGCGGUAGAGAAAUCCGGUGGUCAAGAAAAGAAUAUCACCAUUCGAAAUGAUGGUAGUCGAUUAUCCAAAGAUGAAAUCGACCGCAUGGUUUCCGAUGCCGAAACAUACAAGCAAGAAGAUAGAAUUCAGCGUGAACGAAUUACUGCUAAAGGUGCAUUGGAAGAUUACUGUUUUCGAAUGAAAUCAUCUAUUGACGAUGAACAGAUUUCGUCGAAACUUUCGUCCGACGACAAGAGGAAAAUUAGUGAAAUUGUGAAAUCAACAUUAACAUGGGCUGAAUCAAAUCAACUCGCUGACAAAGACGAGUUCGAGCAUAAACGACAAGAAGUCGAACGUAUUUGCUCACCCAUUAUGGCCAAACUUCAUGGCGGUAAUGGAAAUGAAAGUACAAGCCGUGGUCCGACGAUCGAAGAAAUGGAUUAA
This is a messenger RNA of Adineta ricciae, 1884 nucleotides long. Lineage: Eukaryota; Metazoa; Rotifera; Eurotatoria; Adinetida; Adinetidae. The record is from the annotation of a GenBank genome assembly.